CAUCCCUCUCACAUUCCAGUCGCACUCAGGGCCCCCAGCCCAACCACCCGUCGUUAAAGUACGCCUUAGCCCCGCCGCCAUUUUGAAGAAUGUGGUUCAACCAUGUGUGGCAGGGAGCAUUCUUUUCUGCCUCCAGCCUUUUGGGAGGCUGGGCUGAGAGUUUCGACGACAGGUAUGGUCGUCAUACCCGCCAUCUUCAGCAUGGCGAGCCACUUCCCUUCAUGAUUGAGGUAGCUUCAAUUCUUCACGGUUAACAUCAAUGUCUUUUGUUGUUUUCAAGCCUUACCCUCGUUCUCUGCGAUCACGGAACAGCGACGUCUCAACUCCAGGUUCAGAGUGGAUAUGCCCUCGUCUGCUUCCUAUACAGAAAGUCAAUCCUCCAGAGCACCAGCGCGACAGGAAUGGCUGCCGACGUUGGUUCUCGCCACGCUGGUCUUCCUCACCGUGGCGUCCGUUGUUGGGCUCUCCUUGUCUGCCACCGCGUUUGGCAACGCUGCGGACUUGGGAAAGCCCGGGCGUGGAAUCAUGCAGAGCUUCAUUAUGUUCGCCGUGCGUUUUCCAUCCUCUACCUACUCUCGCAAUGUGCUUGUGUCAACGAAAACCGUCGGCUAAACCCAUAUUCGGCUCAUCCGCGCAGUCUGUGCUCUCUCUCUUCUACCUCCUCCUGCACGUCCACGCAGCCCGCAAAGGUGAAAGCCUCUAUUUCGACUCUCCCAUCCCAUCAUUCCGCCACCAGCUCCACGCCUGGGCGGCCAUCGUGAUACGCCUUGCCGCCGCCUUAUGGGCAGGCGCGCUGGUCGGCGUCGCGGUGGGGAUCAACCGAGAAGAAGGGGGAAGCAGCACGGUGCAGCUGAAUGUCGACAUGUUUGUCUGUGCCACAGGACUCCUCUCCAGCUGCCUCGUCCUCGGCGUUGUGCAGUUCUCCAGCCGCCCAUUCACCCUGCCUUGGGUCACGCCAUCGCCCUUCGACGAGGACACGUUCUGCCGCGCCGCCGAGUGCGACGACGACAAGACCGUCACCCCAGGUCCCAGCAGCAGCAGCACCAGCAGCACCAGCACCCUAAGCCCCUCAACCCCGUCCAGCGGCCCCUUCUCCUCCCGAGCAACAGCAAGAACAAGUGCGAGAGCACGCAAAUGCAGGAUGGCCCACACCCGCCGCUACAUCCUCAACGUACCCACCCCCGUGCCACAGCGGCCGGCGCCGCUCCCGACCACCCCACCCAAGGGCCAGCAGUCAAGCGGCACGGCAACGAGCUGUUCCCAGACCAGCACCACCACCAGCACCACCACCAGCACCAGCAGCACCACCACCGGCAGCAUCAGCACCAGCAGGAGCAGCAAUAUGUGCAACAGCAACAACGACAGCCUCAACCCGGGGCAGCAGCAGCCGCAGCAGGUAGAGGAGGAACCCGACCUCCCCCCUCGCCGCGCAAGCGAGUCCGAUUCGUUCUUCGCGGCGAGCACGGCUGUCCCGUCGUCGCCCGAGCGGGAGGAUCCGCGGGGAACUUUGCGGCGCAACAGGAAUAAGAGUGCUGCGGUUGUGGCGGAGCCGGUGGCGGCGCGGGCGGGCGUUCGGAGGGCGGGGAACGCGGAGGUUGUUGUUGUUGUUGUUGGCUCGGAGGGUCAGCGGCGGAGGGUGGCGGCCUCGGGGGAUGGGUAUGGUGGUGGUCGUGGUCGUUGGGGUAUGGGUGCGUCUGGGACGGGGGGGCGUCCGGCGCUGGUUCGGGCCGAGGGGAAGAAGAGUGGUGCUGCUGCUGCUGGGCUUGCGCAGGACAAUGAUGGGGUGGCCAAGUUGGGCGCGGCGGGUGUUGGGCGGGGCGGGGAGUCGCCUUCGUCGGCCGCUUCCUCACUCCCACCGCAUUCGACGACUCGACCGCCAAGUUGUUAUGUUCCUGGGGCGUGGAUGCCGCGUGGCUCUCUUGAGGAGGUAAUGGCUGGUGGGGUUUGAUCUCCUCGCAGGGCCGGGUGGCCGGACGACAGAGAUAUGGUCGGGAGUGUGAGUCGUUGUGCAUUUCCUUUUUUUAUUUUUUUCUUUUUAUUUUUUUUUUUUUUUUUUAUUUUUAUUUCCC
This is a messenger RNA of Thermothielavioides terrestris NRRL 8126, 2069 nucleotides long. RefSeq lists its product as uncharacterized. Bases 863 to 1948 code for a protein of 361 amino acids. The record is from RefSeq and is a predicted model, not a curated record. The transcript has a single exon. Lineage: Eukaryota; Fungi; Ascomycota; Sordariomycetes; Sordariales; Chaetomiaceae.